CAGCACGCAAGUGAUAAGAAAUCAAAUUUUACGUGAUACAAAGUAGGUAGUUUCGUUAUUUCAAAAUAGCGAAAAUGUUAUUUCCUAUUGCAGUAAAUUUCGCGUUAAUUCUUCUAACAUCCAGUGCCGCUCGAGAGAUUAGCGAUGCCGAUUGCACGAUAACCAGCUACUCUCAAGUGCAACCCGUGGUUGCAAAAUGCAAAAAUAUCGUAAUUUCGAACCUAGAAGUACCAGCUGGCGAGCAACUGGUGCUAGACCUGCAAGAUGAUACGGACCUAACCUUCGAAGGCGUCACGACGUUCGGCGUCGCUCACUGGCCCGGCCAUCUGGUGGUGGUUAAAGGCCACCACGUCCACGUCACAGGAGCACCAGGCAGCAUGCUUGACGCCCAAGGCGAGAAAUAUUGGGAUUACCAAGGAGGAGCUGGCGGCGUGACCAAACCUAAAUUCCUCCUCAUACAAACCACCGGAGGCUCCGUCUUCAGGAACCUGUACUUGCACAAUUGCGCCCAUUUCUGCGUCGGCGUCGGCGCCACCGACCUCACCAUCACCGGCUUUAUCCUCGAUUCGGUCGCAGGAGAUAAAGACAGGAUCGCUUUGAACACCGACGGUUUCGGUAUAUCGUCUCAUUCCAACAACAUCUUGAUAGAAAACACCGUCAUCAUGAACCAAGACGAUUGCAUCGUGGUCAAUCAGGGCACUAACAUGGUGUUCAGGAAUUUGCGCUGCUUCGGGUCCCACGGGCUGAGCUUCGCCGUCGGUUUCGGGGGGAAGGACAAGCCCGAAGAAGACAGCGUCGCCUCCAACAUCACCUUCGAAAACUGCCUGGUCGCCAACGGGCUCUACGGGAUCCACGUCAAAGCCGGUCCUGACUUCAACAAAGGACGCAUCGAGAACGUGGUUUACAGGAACAUACAAUUAGCAGGCAUCACUGAGGAUGGUAUUUACAUUCAGGAAGAUUACGGUGAUAUUGGAAAUAGCGACAGCCUUGUUAAAAUCAGGAAUUUGACGAUUGAGAACGUGUGGGGGUCUGUACAGGGUGAUCUGACGAGGCCGGUGCACGUGGCUUGCGGUAAAGGUACUUGCAGCGAUUGGACUUUUAGCGGAAUCAAUAUCUUAGGUGGAGGCAAGAGCUAUUGUAAUUACAAACCUGAAGGAUUUUCCUGUUAAAAAAUGCUUUUUGAAUAAAUACUUAUGAAUCG
Messenger RNA from Phyllotreta striolata, 1201 nucleotides. The record is from the annotation of a GenBank genome assembly. Lineage: Eukaryota; Metazoa; Arthropoda; Insecta; Coleoptera; Chrysomelidae.